GAAGAGGAACUAUUUUCGAAUAGAUGCUCCUCCCACAAUCUCGCAUCGUCACCAGAAGAGCUGGCAGAAGUCCCAACAACCAGAUCAAGUUCAAACCGGCUAUUUUAAUAUAACUUCCAAGAGGAGAAACGGGAGGAUCCGUAGAGAGUCGGUCUGAGAGAUGGGGGAAGCGGAGGGAUUGGUGAAACACGUUCUAUUAGCAAGGUUCAAAGAUGAAACGCCACAGGACGAGAUCGAUCAACUCAUCAAGGGUUAUGCCAACCUCGUCAAUCUCGUCGAACCCUUGAAGUCCUUCCACUGGGGCGGGGAUGUGAGCAUUGAAAGCCUGCAUCAAGGCUUCACUCAUGUUUUUGAGUCUACUUUCGAGAGUACAGAAGGUAUUGCUGAGUAUAUAGCUCAUCCUGCCCAUGUUGAAUUUUCAAACUUGUUCCUUCCCAAGUUGGAUAAAGUCCUUGUAAUCGACUACAAACCCACAACCGUUCAAAUCUGAAUCGAAAAGGCAAUUAAUUCUUGAUCCUGUUAUGCUGCCUUUUCAGUGGAGCUUUGUUAUGCAUAAGGGUGUAAAAUCAGGUCCAUUUCAUGGAUAGGUGAUAUUUGAAGAACUCACAUGCCAUGCGAAACUGAUGUUGAUGAACUCUUCUGUGCUGUAUUUUAGUUAUGCCAUGGUGAUUGAUAUUGUUUGAAAUAAAAUAUAAAUCUGUACUCUUUGCAGAUACCUGAACUUUGUUUUGAGCCCAAUCAUUUGUCUAUUGAGAAAAACCUGCAAAGGCUGAAUAUGUUUCACCAAUGUGAUUGAAUGCCCAUCCAGCUUUUGAGAUCGAGUCAUUGCCCACAAACAAUAUAUGGUUGACGAAGCUCAUGCUGCGUUAUUAAGAUUGAAGGAAUCACAAGUGUUUUAAGAAUCUUGGAUUGCGACA
This is a messenger RNA of Juglans regia (Persian walnut), 917 nucleotides long. RefSeq names its product stress-response A/B barrel domain-containing protein HS1-like. Gene Ontology annotation, biological process: pollen tube adhesion. The transcript has 2 exons. Lineage: Eukaryota; Viridiplantae; Streptophyta; Magnoliopsida; Fagales; Juglandaceae. The coding region runs from base 161 to 490 and encodes 109 amino acids. The record is from RefSeq and is a predicted model, not a curated record.